GCAUGAGGUUUUUGCGUUGAUUGUUCCUGACGUUGAAACAUAAACAAAAAAAUGCAACAAGAUUCUUCCAGUGAAAAUUUGGUAGAAGACAAUGCUCCAGUUAAAACUCCAGCAUCAAAAGUGUUUGAUAAAUUUGAAAAGGAUGAGUUUGCCUAUUUAAAGAAUACCGGAUUUUCCAGCGAAAUAUUCAAAAUUGAAAUAAAAAAUCUUCCCAAGUAUUAUGGUUUCGGAGAAAUUAAGAAACUAAUCAACACUACUUUAGGACUUGAAAGCAAUAAAAUUAAAGUCCCUAAGAAGAACUCGCCAUACGGUUUCAUAUGUUUUAAAAACGAUGAUGAUCGGCUGAAGGCUUUGACUGCUUUGAACGGUUAUAACUGGAAGGGAAAUAUAUUGAAAGCAAGUUUUGCGAAUCCAGCUCAUGAUCCUCUCAUUAAAAAGCGUAAACAAGAGGACAGCAAUAAUGGAAGUGACAGCAAAAAACCAAGAACGGUAGCAGAAGGCAGCGAACCUUUGGGACAUUUAGAAUAUCCAGAACAACUUUCCAUUAAACAAAAGAAAAUUGAGGACAAUCUUAAGCAGUUUAAAAUUGAUUUACGACGAGCAAACUCAAUUCAGAGAAAAAUGCCACAUGAUCAGAACAACGAUUUAAUUUGCGAAUUGAGAGAUAUCGUCCAAAGCCCAUUGACAGAAGCAUAUCGCAAUAAAUGCGAGUUUUCUAUUGGAAAAACUGUUGAUGGUGACAUUGAAGUUGGAAAUAGACUUUCUAGCUAUGCUUCUGGAUGUACAUCAGUUGCUAACGUAGCAGAACUUAAAUUACCAACUCCAAGAAUGAAGUUGGCGGCUCAAUUGGUGAAGCAGUUUGUAUUGGAGUCAGGUUUGGAACCUUUCAACGCAGAGAAUUAUACGGGAAUUUUUCGAAAUUUAACAAUUCGAGAAAGUCGACAAAAUGGUUUUAUGAUGAUUAUUGGAAUUCAUCCACAACAAAUGACAGAUGAGGAGAAGGAUAAAUUUCAAAAAGAUUUUGUAAGUUUCUUUGAAGUAGGAAAUGGUAAAGAUCUCAAUGUCACCUCAUUGUAUUAUGAAGAGAUACAAAAACGACAAAGUGGACAAGUUGGAAAUUUCAUUAAACAUAUUUUUGGUGACACUCACAUUUAUGAAUACAUUCAUGGAUUGAAAUUUCGUAUUUCUCCUUGCUCAUUCUUCCAAGCUAACACUGCUGCAGCAGAGAACCUCUACCAGUUAGCAAUAGAUUUGUCUCAGUCGAAGAAAGACUCGACUGUAUUAGAUAUCUGUUGUGGAACUGGCACAAUUGGCUUGUGCUUUGCCAAGCAUUGCAAGUGGGUGUAUGGAAUGGAAAUAAUUCCACAAGCUAUUGAAGAUGCGAAAGCUAAUGCAAGAGAGAAUGGAAUAACAAAUGCAACAUUUACUGCGGGAAAUGCUGAUGACUUAAUAUUCUCCAUGGUAAGAGAAGCAAACGUUGGAGCUGAUGAAGACAUAAUAGCAAUCGUUGAUCCACCUCGAGCUGGUCUUCAAACCAAAUCAAUUCAACAAUUGAGAAAUUCUGAGAAAAUUAAGCGUCUUGUUUAUAUAUCAUGUUCACCGUCUCAAGCAUUGAAGAAUUUCGUCGAUUUAUGUAAAAAUUGUUCAAAGACAAUGAAAGGAAAUCCAUUUGUUCCAAAAGUAGCAGUACCAGUUGACUUAUUUCCAAACACUCCGCAUUGUGAACUUGUUGUUCUUUUUGAAAGAUAAUUAUGUUGAAAAAUUAUUAUUGACUAAAUAAAAUGAGAAUUAAAAAUUAAAUUGCAAUAA
This is a messenger RNA of Clunio marinus, 1809 nucleotides long. The record is from the annotation of a GenBank genome assembly. NCBI's taxonomy places the organism in Eukaryota, Metazoa, Arthropoda, Insecta, Diptera, Chironomidae.